AUGGACCCUUCCAUUAAGAAACCCUGGAUAGAGACGCCGCUAAUUGAGUCAGCCACCCUCUCAAAACAAGCAGGAUGCAGAAUUUUCCUCAAACUAGAACUCCUCCAGCCCUCCGGGUCAUUCAAAUCUCGCGGAAUCGGACAUCUAAUCCUCUCCGAACUCACCCGACCAGCCAACCAGUCCGAAACCGUGCACUUCUACAGCUCCUCCGGCGGCAACGCCGGCCUCGCCGCCGUCCAUGCGGCCCGCGAUCUCGGCUGCGCGUGCACGGUAAUCGUCCCGCACAGCACGAAACCGCUAAUGAUAGCCAAGCUGCGGGCCGCGGGCGCGACAGACGUGAUCCAGCACGGGGCGAGCUGGUUUGAAGCAGAUACGUAUCUGCGGGAGACGUUUAUUGAGAAGCAGCAUCCGAAUCACGAUAGGGGUAUUGUGAACGUUUACGUGCCGCCGUUCGACCACCCGUUGAUUUGGGAAGGUGCUGGGGGCAUGGUUGCGGAGAUGGCGAGGCAGUUGCCGCCGCUGGAGGACGGGGCGCGGGAUGGCCAGUUUCCGGCGGAUGUGAUCGUGUGUAGUGUUGGGGGGGGUGGGUUGUUCAAUGGGGUUGUCGAUGGGUUAGAGAAGUAUCAAAGGGCUUCUUCUUCGCCUGUGGGGUCUGCGACGAAGAAUGUGCGCGUCCUCGCGGUCGAGACGCACGGCGCGCACUCGUUGGCGCAUUCCCUUCACGAGGGCAGACUCUCUUCUCUUGCCGGCAUUACGUCGCAGGCUACCUCGCUCGGUGCAUUGUCUGUUGCGGAAAAGACGUUUGCAAACGCGUGGUCUCCGCCGGCGGGCAUCGAUGUUACCAGUGUUGUGGGCUCAGAUGCGGAGGCUGCGAGGGGCGUCUUGCGGUUGGCGGAUGAGACACGGCUGCAGGUGGAGUUGGCGUGUGGGAUCAGCUUGGAGGUUGCUGUUGCAGGUCGAUUGAAGGACUUGAUACCUGACUUGGCUCCAGAGACCCGAGUGGUGGUGGUUGUCUGUGGAGGGAGUAAUAUCACGGCUGAAAUGAUGGUCGAGUAUAGACGGAAGCUGCACGAUGGGUGGGAAUGA
Molecule: messenger RNA, 1086 nt
Organism: Penicillium canariense
Lineage: Eukaryota; Fungi; Ascomycota; Eurotiomycetes; Eurotiales; Aspergillaceae
Product: putative L-serine dehydratase
Exons: 3
Coding region: 1-1086 (361 amino acids)
Biological process (GO): L-threonine catabolic process; L-serine catabolic process
Molecular function (GO): L-serine ammonia-lyase activity; pyridoxal phosphate binding; threonine deaminase activity
Source: RefSeq, a predicted model, not a curated record